AUGGAGCUCGUCGCCGGCGAUGUGGUGCUGGGCGUCCCGGGCCGUCUAGGGUUCCUCCUUGACUCCCUGCGCAGCUGCGCUCGCUGCGUGAGAAGCUCCAACUCGCCACCAAGAUUCCCCCGACCAGCUGAGAUUCCCCCCUCACGUGCGCAUCCCCCCGCGCACCACGAUGCCGCCGACCUCCCGCCGCGCCGCGCUGUGCCUCCUGCUCGUCCUCCUCGCCGCCGGCCACCGCGAGCCGCCGCGCGCGCGGGGGCCGUCACGCUGUCGACGUCGUCGCGGUGGGUCGUGGACCCGGCGGGGCGCCGCGUGAAGCUGGCCUGCGUGAACUGGCCGUCGCACCUGGAGCCCGUGGUGACCGAGGGCCUCGGGCGGCAGCCCGUGGGCGCCAUCGCCGGGAUGGUCGUGUCCCUGGGGUUCAACUGCGUCCGGCUCACGUACCCCAUCGCGCUGGCGACCAACGCCUCGCUGUCGGCGCUCACCGUGCGGCAGUCCCUCCUGGCGCACGGCCUCGCCGAGACGGCCGGCGGCGUCGAGGUCAACAACCCCGGCUUCCUCGACCUCACGCUCAUGGAUUCGCUCAAGGCCGUGGUCAACGCCCUGGGGGAGAAGGACGUGCUGGUGAUCCUGGACAACCACGUGAGCAGGCCGGGGUGGUGCUGCCGCAGCGACGACGGCAACGGCUUCUUCGGCGACCGGGACUUCGACCCCGACGUCUGGGUCGACGGGCUCGGCACCAUGGCCACCAUCUUCGCCGACGUGCCCAACGUCGUCGGGAAGAGCCUCCGGAACGAGCUCCGUGGCCCCAGGCAGAACCCCAAGGAUUGGUACACGUACAUGCAGAGGGGCGCGGAGGCGGUGCACGCGGCGAACCCUCGGGCGCUCGUGAUCAUGGGCGGCCUGAGCUACGACUACGACCUGUCCUUCCUCGCGGCGAGGCAGGUGGAGGUCAGCUUCGCGGCGGAGGAAAGAGCGACUAAAGUAAUUCCUUACUUUCACUAUUUUAGCUUCAGGGUCGGUUUGGCUCGGACGCGCGCGUGGGAGACGGGGAACGCCAACGAGGUGUGCGCCCGCGCGGCGCGCGACUUCGAGCGCCGCGGCGGGUUCCUCCUCGCGCGGGGCUUCCCGCUCUUCCUCAGCGAGUUCGGCGCCGACCUCCGCGGCGGCGACCUCAAGGGCAACCGCUACUUCCCGUGCGCCGCCGCCAUGGCCGCCGAGCACGACCUGGACUGGGCCUACUGGGCGCUGCAGGGCAGCUACGCGCUGCGGCAGGGCGUCGCCGGGAUGGACGAGGUCUACGGCGUCCUCGACUGGUCCUGGAGCAAGGCCCGCAACGAGACCGUGCUCCCCAGGAUCCAGGCGUUGCAGCGCCCGAUCCAAGGGCCUGGCUACGGCGAGGCGCUGCCGUACACCGUGCUAUUCCACCCGCUCACGGGGCUCUGCGCGGCGGCGGCGGCGGCGAAUACUCUAGAGCUGCGCCCGUGCAACGAGACGGGCGCGUGGGCGUACGCGCCGCCGGCGUCGACGCUGGUCCUGACGGACGCCGCGGCGGCGGGGCUCCCGUGCCUGCGGGCCGAGGGGCGCGGCCUGCCCGCGCGGCUCGGCGCCAAGGCCUGCGGCGACGCGCUGUCGACAUGGCGCCUCGCGUCGGACUCGGGGAUGCACGUCGCCGUCGAGUCCCCGCCGGAGAUUGGCGGCGGCGGCAUGCUUUGCCUGGACGUGGGCGCGGACGGCAGGAGCAUCGUGACCAACCCGUGCGCGUGCCUGCGCGGGGACGGGACGUGCGACCCGGAGCGCCAGUGGUUCAAGCUGGUCACGAGCACGAGGCGCGUCGCGCGGCGCAGGCCGCCGCCCACACGCUCGCCUAGUCGCCUGAAUGGGACAUGGCCGAUGCUCGCUAUUUUUGCCAAUCGAUUCAGUUACAUGAUCGUACCAUGAACACGUAAGCACAAAAAAUUUUAAAAGAAAAGGAAUGAAAGAAGAGGGUGCACUUACCCUAAGAAAUUAAUAGUCACGUGC
Molecule: messenger RNA, 2019 nt
Organism: Panicum virgatum (switchgrass)
Lineage: Eukaryota; Viridiplantae; Streptophyta; Magnoliopsida; Poales; Poaceae
Product: glycosyl hydrolase 5 family protein-like
Exons: 7
Coding region: 1-1938 (645 amino acids)
Molecular function (GO): hydrolase activity, hydrolyzing O-glycosyl compounds
Source: RefSeq, a predicted model, not a curated record